AUGACCGAACCAAUAGGCCUAGCCUCCGGUUUGCUAGCGCUGGCAAUUGCAGCAUCUCGCUACACGAAACGGUCACAGGUUUUCGUUCGCAUCCGAAACGCUGUUGUCCUUGGUCCACUUGUCGACUUCGUUCUAGCAACGGCGGGCAUCGACCUUUCGGCACUGGAUCUCCCUCUUCUACGCUGUGGCAGUGCCUGCAAAGAGUUCCAACAUGAGCUCCUCCAAUGCUCAUCACGGUCAAGUAGCAAUCGGACAAAUUUUCGGGACAUCGCAGACCAAAUCACACACCCCGGGCGUCGAGAUCCCAGAGUCAACAUAUUUCAACCAGUCGAGAAUUGGAUCUGGGAUGGGAGGAAAGAAAAAUGGGUUUGUGUCCUCGAUAACGUCGAUAACGAGUUCCUUUGCUCGUUUUCGGUAGUGGGAAAGAACGAUACGAAGAAAGGUCUAACGAAUGCCUCGACCAAACCACUACUAGAAUACGUUCCUAGAAGCCGGCGUGGAUCUACCAUUAUCACGAGUCGAAGCAGAGAUAUUGCAUUAAGAAUGAUCGACCAUAAGGAUGUUAUUGAAGUGAAGCCGAUGGACGCGUUAGAGUCUAUACCGCUAGCAAUCCUAUAUUCGAAAUCGAGCGCCUCGCUAUUUGGUAGCACAAUAAGCGAUUUCCAAAAGAGUGAUCGGGAGGUGGCAAAGCUGCUGAGAACAGAGGUCGGUUACGCCUACCGGAACUGGGAAGCGAAGAACUUAAUUCUAGUAACGUGGCAAAUAUCAUUCGAUUAUAUCCGCCAAACGAAGCCAUCUACUGCAGAGUUGCUUUCCCUUAAGAGCUUUUUUGAUCGGCAAGGAAUACUUAAGAACCUCGCCGACGACAUAUCAAGUUCAGAGCUCCGGAAUGACUCUAGUGACGGGGAAACGUCUAAAUCAGAUAUCGGUCCUAAUUUUGAGGACGAUGUCACUACGCUCCGGGAUUAUUCAUUUAUAUCUGUCAGUGAGGACAGCAUAUUGUUUAUGAUGCAUCGGUUGGUGCAACUGUCUAUAUAUAUAUGA
Penicillium atrosanguineum is the source of this 1044-nucleotide messenger RNA. Its product is annotated as oxidoreductase. The record is from RefSeq and is a predicted model, not a curated record. The coding region runs from base 1 to 1044 and encodes 347 amino acids. NCBI's taxonomy places the organism in Eukaryota, Fungi, Ascomycota, Eurotiomycetes, Eurotiales, Aspergillaceae. The transcript is spliced from 5 exons.